Molecule: messenger RNA, 1062 nt
Organism: Nematocida parisii ERTm1
Lineage: Eukaryota; Fungi; Microsporidia
Exons: 1
Coding region: 1-1062 (353 amino acids)
Source: RefSeq, a predicted model, not a curated record
AUGAAUACCAAAAGAACAUUCCUUAUUCUUACAUUAUGUCUUCUUGCGAAUUUCCACAGGCUAUCCAGCGCGGUGAAAGCAAGGAAGGCACACAGUGAUAAUCUAGAAAAAGUGAAGUCCCGAGCAAAGAUAAGACCCCAAAAUUCUACACCAUAUAAUACAAAAUCAGCAAGCCAUACUCGUAAUCAACACAGUAAUGCAUAUAAAAAAGAAAAAAGCCGCAGUAGCGGAGACAAAAUAUAUACCAUUAAGGAAAAGAAAAAAGCCUUAAUAAAGAUACGAGACAAUCUAAUAGGCUAUCUUUUAAACACCGUCCCCAAGGAAAUAAAAGACAUCCGAAUAAAAAUCUCUACACAGGAGCAGGCAAUAUCCACACUAGACAAGAAAUAUAUAAACAUUGCCCUGCUCGCCAUGUUCGUUAUAGGGUGCAACAUGGCAUUAUACGGCGUAGAGUAUAAAACGUUCAAUGCGUUUGUUCUUGUAUGGUAUUAUUUAUUUAAAACAGUAUAUCAUCAAAUAACAGAGAUUAAAAACAUGCCCUGGAUAAACAUAGUACUUGGGAAUGUUCUAUUUGAGAAAAUCUGUAAAUAUACAUCUAACAACAACAAUAGCAUGGCUAUCUCGUCUGUUAUGUGUUUAUUACUGGCAGUAGGCCUAUGCUGGUUCAUAAACAUAUCCUUUAGAAUGAUUGUUUUGGGAAGCGUUCUAUCUUUAUCGCUGUAUGUUAUGCAGAUAGUUGACCUAUGGUCUAUUGGCGCCGAGAGAGGACUGGGCGCUCUUAUCUUCUUAGUUGUAUUUGUGCUUAUUUUUUAUAAAUUCUUGCACAAAAAUGUUGAAAGAUACAUGUUUAUUGCUAUAUUUGCAUUUUUCAGCUCUGUUUUAAUAUUUCUAUCUCUAUCAGAGAUUCUUUUACUUGGGUUCGUGAUUCCUGCAAUUGUUUUAAACUAUACUACCGAUGCCAAGGAGAGCAAUAUUUCACUUAAUAUGGAGUUUUUUUCUUUAGGUGUCAUAAUGCUAGUUUCAUGUGGUAUGCAGGUGUAUAAAACAUAUAAGAAAAAGUAA